AUGAUAGAUCCUCUCUUCCUGUCUUCUAUAUUCCUUUCUUUCAGAUACUUGUCCGAACCCUCUCGUUCUAAUCAGACGCCCAGGUACACCCAAGAAGCAAAUACGACGGCUCUAGCAAUAGAGCCUCCGCAGCCUCCUGGCCUUCUGGGCUUAUUUCACCCUACUGCUGCCCUUGCUACUACGACGCACUAUCCUCAGGACGGUGCCUAUUACCAGCCAGCAGCAGCUCAAGUAUUUCCGAGCCUAGAUGUUAGAUCUCGCAUAAACAAUAACGUCGCGGCCUCAGCUGGCAUGGCGCAGGCUCACACCCACCAACAGCACCGCUCCGCUGGAUUACCGCAUAUUACAGCGCAAGUAAGCACCAGAGAACAAUACUCUACUGCAACACCCUCGUUUAGGAGGCCAUCCGAGCACCCUGUCAGGUCUCCGCCAUUUCCGGGAGUACCUCUCCGCCGUUUGCCGCUGUCGCCAACCCCAAGCCCACUCACCUCUUAUGUCGCUCCGGCUGGGAGGAUGGAGGCUAGCCAGUUCCAAAACCGACCCUCCACAACAGCUGUGCCUCCCCUCAUGUCCGUCCAGACGUCUGGGUCCCUUCAAUAUGAUAACGGGACGCCAAUUAAGGUUGAGAUUACGGGCACUGUGGACAAGGGAUUCUUUCUUGCCGACGGUGAAUGGACCUGCUAUCGACGAAACUAUAUGACUUGCGCAUGCUCAUACUCGCUGCAACCGCAUUACGCGAACACGGGAAUUCACUUCAUCCCUCCUGGAACCACUCAGUCGUUCCAAGUCUAUGGACUAUACAUGUCGAUUUCUGCCGUCGUAGCAGAUAAUGAUCAAAGCAUUGAGCUGGUUCAACACACUCCUAAGAGGGACAAGGGACCAACAUCCAAGCCCGAGAAGGUUCUGCUGGCGCCCAAAAAUUCCGUCCCGCCUCAUCACGCCAGCAUGUACACUGACAAUUCGAGCGCAUCUGGCGCCAGAAUGUACCAAGACGGUUACGGCAACGGACAGGGGGUUGGUCAGCCUGCAACUGAGCACACGUUUGAGCGUAUCCAGUUCAAGCAAGCCACCCAAAAUAAUGGCAAGCGGAGGGCUGCUCAGCAGUAUUACCAUCUUAUGGUCGAGCUCUGGGCAGACCUUGGCUCACAGACUCCUGAGAAGUUUGUCAAGAUUGCUUAUAGGAAAUCUGAGAAGAUGAUUGUCCGCGGCCGCUCCCCCGGCCAUUACCAAAACGAAAAGAGACGAAGCCAAAGCGGCGGCCCAGGAGGCUCCUCUGGAUCACUGGGAAGCUAUUCCUCGUUGGCAAGCAUUGGAGAGUUUUCGCCUCAUCCCAGCAUGCUUGGCGGGAACGGCACGUAUAAUGCAUCCUACGACCCAAGAGGAUCAGUAUACCAAACGCCAAGGAAUCACGAGGUUCCUGGAGAAGUGGCAAUGUCUCCCGACGACGAAAAAGCUAUUGGGAAUGCCAAGGGAUAUUUAUACUAUCCUGGGUCAAUGUACGACAGCUCUCCGCCGCGACCUCUUGAGAUGUUUGGCACUCGCAACGAGCAAGAGCAUACUCCAUCGCAGUCAUCCACCGACUCCAAGGUAAAGAGUGAGUACGACAUUACGCCUCGUGUCUUUCAUCCACCACCGCUCACGGAUAGUCGUCGCCAGCUGUCAGUGUUUGAAGGGAAACCCACUUCAGGUGGUUACUACCCUACGAUCUUGUCUCCCAGCGCAAACAUGACUUUGUAA
Molecule: messenger RNA, 1737 nt
Organism: Trichoderma atroviride IMI 206040
Lineage: Eukaryota; Fungi; Ascomycota; Sordariomycetes; Hypocreales; Hypocreaceae
Source: RefSeq, a predicted model, not a curated record